ACGGAACAGCGAAUUAUUCCGAUCCUCUCUCGAGAAAAGUAAAACCCUAACUGGUUUACAGUACGCUGCAGAAAUCUUCAACAAUGGCGGCUAGGAAAGCACUUCUCAACCACCUAAGAAUUAGCGUUCGUUCCAUUCCGCAAAAUACUAGGCCCUUUGGCGCUUUCACUAACCUUCUACGACGCCAUUUAUCAGAUGAGGCGAGGGGUACGUUCCUCGACAAAUCUGAAGUCACUGAUCGUGUCAUUUCUGUUGUUAAGAACUUCCAGAAAGUUGACCCUUCCAAGGUUACUCCAAGUGCCCACUUCCAGAACGAUCUCGGGUUAGACAGUUUGGACACAGUGGAAGUUGUGAUGGCAUUUGAAGAAGAAUUUGGAUUCGAGAUACCCGACAACGAAGCAGACAAGAUCAGCUCUAUCAAUCUUGCUGUUGAAUUCAUUGCAUCUCAUCCUCAGGCUAAAUAGUGAAAACUAGUACCCCCACUAUUUAUUAGCUUUGUUUUUCGACUCUUGACAUGAGAAACCGACCAGCUGAAUCUGAAAACAAAUUCUCAUUUAUCGCUUGAGAUGUUUAAAUAAAAGUUUUUGUUCUUAAAUGUUUUCUAGUUUGCUCUGUUCUGGAUUUUGGCAGGCAAGUUUGCAUUUGCUACUUGUAGAAGAUUAUUGCAUAAUCCAAAUGAUUUUUGUUAUAUCAUAAUUCUAUUCUUAAUGCAACUCUCUUCUUGUUGUGCGACA
Molecule: messenger RNA, 734 nt
Organism: Impatiens glandulifera
Lineage: Eukaryota; Viridiplantae; Streptophyta; Magnoliopsida; Ericales; Balsaminaceae
Product: acyl carrier protein 2, mitochondrial
Exons: 2
Coding region: 84-464 (126 amino acids)
Biological process (GO): fatty acid biosynthetic process
Cellular component (GO): mitochondrion
Molecular function (GO): acyl binding; acyl carrier activity
Source: RefSeq, a predicted model, not a curated record